AUAAAUGAGGAAGAAUGUAUUGAUAAUAAGCAUGUUUGAUGUUUGUGGCAAACACUUGAUUCAUUGAUUUCUUGAGUUUGUAAUGUUGCCGGCCUUAGCCGGCUACAGUUUUGAAAGAGGUUUAUUAAAAGAAAAUACGAGUAAAAAAAAAAAAAACAAGUAUGGGCCAUGGCUUCUAUUGUAUUUAAUAAAAGGAAGAUUACAACUAGCCAAGUUAUCAAAUAAGCACAGAGAAAUUAGCAAGGCUGCAGCCUCGAAGCUCUGCUCUCCAUAUCUUUCCCUAUGGGCUCCAAUACCAGCAUCUGCUGUGGAUCGAAGACCAAAAAACAGUUUGUGAGUGGAGGGGAACAGAGCUCGACAUGGAGGUUGUUUACUUAUAAGGAGCUUCAUGCGGCCACUAAUGGAUUCAGCGAGGAGUAUAAGCUUGGAGAGGGAGGGUUUGGCACUGUGUAUUGGGGGAAGACUACUGAUGGCCAUCAGAUUGCUGUGAAAAAACUGAAAACUAUAAAUUCGAAAGCUGAAAUGGAAUUUGCUGUGGAAGUUGAGAUACUGGGAAGAGUGAGGCAUAAGAACCUGUUGGGGCUUCGAGGAUACUGUGCUGGAGCAAAUCAGAGGCUGAUUGUGUACGAUUAUAUGCCCAAUCUCAGCUUAUUGUCUCAUCUUCAUGGACAAUUCACAGGCGAAAUGCGACUGAACUGGAAGAAAAGGAUUAAUAUUAUUAUGGGAUCUGCUGAAGCACUUGUGUACCUGCAUCACGAAGUGACGCCGCACAUCAUCCACCGCGACAUCAAAGCCAGCAACGUCCUCCUCGACUCCAAUUUCGAACCACUGGUGGCCGAUUUCGGAUUCGCGAAGCUCAUCCCUGAAGGCGUGAGCCACAUGACCACCCGCGUCAAAGGAACCCUAGGUUACCUCGCCCCUGAAUACGCAAUGUGGGGCAAGGUAUCUGAAAGCUGCGACGUCUACAGCUUCGGCAUUCUCCUCCUCGAAAUCGUCACCGGACGUAAACCCAUCGAACGUCUUCCCGGCGGCGUCAAGCGCACGAUCACCGAAUGGGUCGAUCCGUUCAUCGCAACCGAUCAACUCUCCAAUCUCGUGGACCACCGGCUCCAGGGACAGUACGACGAUUUCCAGCUCCGCCGAAUCCUCCACGCCGCGGCCCGAUGCGUUCAGUCGGAGCCCGAUCGCCGGCCAUCCAUGCGGAAGGUCCUCGCGAUCUUGCAGGGGAAUGCCGCCGCCGCCGAUCCGGUCAAGAACCGCAAGCUCGCGGACGAUUUCGCGGAAAAGGAUGCGUCGAGUCAGGCGAUUAGUGACGUGGUUGCCCCAGGUAUGAUUAGAAUCAAGAGCGUCAAGUAUCAGGAGGAGCUGAUGGCUAUGGAUGACGAAGGAGGGGAAGAAGGGGAGGAGGAUCUUGAGUUGACGAGGAGCGGGAGCGAUGGGGCCAGCGUGUACGGGGUCUUUGGGGCCAUUGAGGUGCAGAGAGUCAGCCAUGGAUAUGGUCAGCAGGUUGUUAGUAGGAGGACUGCAUUGCGCGGGUGAGUGAUUAGGGUUUUGUUUGGUUGGCUGCAGCCUCUGUAAAGGUGGAAGACAACUUUUCUUAAAGAUAUUUUGAGCUUCAUAA
Molecule: messenger RNA, 1621 nt
Organism: Dendrobium catenatum
Lineage: Eukaryota; Viridiplantae; Streptophyta; Magnoliopsida; Asparagales; Orchidaceae
Product: putative serine/threonine-protein kinase
Exons: 4
Coding region: 283-1539 (418 amino acids)
Biological process (GO): protein phosphorylation
Cellular component (GO): plasma membrane
Molecular function (GO): protein kinase activity; ATP binding
Source: RefSeq, a predicted model, not a curated record